AUGGAUCGUCUUUCAGCAGAAUUGCUCGUCAAGAUCUUAGCUCACCUUGGAGUCGAGGACCUCCAGGCCUCUCGGCUCACCUCUCGCAGAUUUCGAGCCGCCAUCGAGGGCUCGGUGGAGCUAUGUUACCAACAUCGUUUGCGGCUUGCUGGACGCGCAGACAUCGCGAACAAAAGCUCGUGCACCUCGCUCUCACAACAUCUUGCAGACUUGAAUGGUCUCGAAGAUGCCUGGCGGUAUGCAAACUUCACGCAGACCGUGUCUAUCGCAAGCUUUUCGGUCCUCAGCGACUCGGAGGUGUUGACAUUCUACGCCCGUAUGAAUUCGCUGUAUGUGAUAGCGGGUCAAGAGUGGACCGUCAACGAAGUUCUACGCCUCUCUGAUGGUAGGACCAGCGGCUCAGCGGAGGAUUGGCAGCGCUUGCAGAUCUCGAGUGUUACAAGUAGGCCCGAUAAGAUGGCCCUCGAUGUGGUCAUACUCGAGGAAACCUGCCUUCUUAUGGUGAUAUCAGUGAUUGUCAACAACGAUGGCGAUGAUGUAUCAGGGAUAGUCUUCGACUUCUAUCACACCGAGACUAUGCAACCACAUUCAGACGCAAUCCAACCAUCAGUGACGCUCCGAUUCGCCCAAACUUUUCAGCCUCAUCCUCCCGGAGAGGACCUAUCUACGUUCGACUCACCAAUCUCUGGUCAUGGUGAUACCAUACUGUUCAUCCUGCGUAAUCACCACCCAGAUGCAGUGACCCAUGACACGUCGCAAGAACUUGAAGUGUUCUUCUGCUUACGUUGGAAAGAAGGUCUAGUUCAUACGCUCCGCGCGCAAGAGUCGUGCCGCCAAACCGCGCCCACAUUUGUGGAAGCCAACCUCUUCAUAUGUUCUCAACAGCAUCUGCAUUGCCUCGAGCUCUGCAGUCUGCUCAAGGAUUCCACUCGCCCAUGGACUCUGCACACACUCUGUUAUCUGCGAUUCCCCGCACUCGGAGUGAGUGUUCUGGGUAAUCGCAUCGGAGAGAUGGCAGUAUACCGAGACUAUGAAUCGUCCGGGGUAACGGACGCAGAUUGGCAAAACCAAGCGAACCCACGCCCAUUUCCCCUUCUACCAUCCCAAUCGAUCUGCGCAGUCCGUAUCGUCCUUCAAGGCCUCUCAGGACAUUACGACGACGACCGCACCUUCUACCUCGUUAUUCGGACAGCGACGUUCGCCGAGAUCGCACUUGAGGUAGCUCCGGGGGAGACCUUUGAUUGGCCUGAGCCUGAGGGGUGCUAUGUCUAUCUGGACACUCAGACGCCGCCUACCUCUCCCGCCACACAGACCGUCAACCCUAAUAUGGACUCUGCAGUCGUAUGCAUGGCGCGCACACUUGAAGCAGACGCAUGGCUAGGAAAAGGAGCCACAUGGUUGAAUACGGCGGCAGAGCUUCACAACGGUGAUCGUGCAUGGGGGGUGUCUGGACAGCGCCUGAUCGCGCGAGGGUUUGAAUCAGAAGGACGCAUUCCUCCAUUGCGUCUAUACAACUUCAACAUUUACGACGUGCAGCGCGCGCUUUCCCUCAUCCGCACGGGCAACCUUGAACUAGUGCAGACAGACGUCGAACAUACCAUGUUCGGACCAUGGUAUCGUCUUCCCAACGGGAAUAAGCUGGCCGUCGUGGACGAGCCAUUCGCCGUAUCGACGGCUCGGCCCACCUGGUGGGGUGAGGAUCUGGUUUCAAACCUACCUUUCACGAUUGUCGAGACACAGCAAGCACAAGCUUGGCCACUACUGACGGUCUUCGGUGAUUUCAUCCUGCGUUUGCAGUCAAAAGAAUCUUUGAAUUACGAAGUCUUCCGCGUAGGGAAGUGA
This is a messenger RNA of Peniophora sp. CBMAI 1063, 1842 nucleotides long. NCBI's taxonomy places the organism in Eukaryota, Fungi, Basidiomycota, Agaricomycetes, Russulales, Peniophoraceae. The record is from the annotation of a GenBank genome assembly.